Messenger RNA from Rosa rugosa (rugosa rose), 1235 nucleotides. RefSeq names its product formyltetrahydrofolate deformylase 1, mitochondrial. The coding region runs from base 162 to 1148 and encodes 328 amino acids. Gene Ontology annotation, biological process: 'de novo' IMP biosynthetic process. Gene Ontology annotation, molecular function: formyltetrahydrofolate deformylase activity. The record is from RefSeq and is a predicted model, not a curated record. Lineage: Eukaryota; Viridiplantae; Streptophyta; Magnoliopsida; Rosales; Rosaceae. The transcript has 8 exons.
GCUGGAAUUCCUUGUCAUCUUUCGCCAUUUGAUGGUUCACCUUCAUUAUCAGUUUAUCACCUUCAUUAUCACAUAGAAAAUGGAAAUAAGUAGAGCUUAAAUUUGUGGAGGCGCCACCAUCCUCUACAGUCACACAGAGAGAGAUUGAUAGAUUAAUAGAUAUGGCUCUCGUCCAAAGAGCCUCACCAAAACGCCUCCCCAAACUUUUCGGAUUUGCAAAACGGUCCAUCAGGUCCUUGAGAUUCCCGGGUGAGUCCCCCGACUGUUCAUCUUCUCCAACUCUCGCUUAUGGAAUCCACGUCUUCCAUUGCCCGGAUGCAGUUGGGAUUGUGGCCAAGCUUUCGGAGUCCAUUGCUUCUAGAGGAGGUAACAUACUCGCUGCCAAUGUGUUUGUGCCUGAAAACAAGCACGUCUUCUAUUCCAGAAGUGAGUUUAUUUUUGAUCCUGUUAAAUGGACAAGAUCACAAAUGAAUGAGGAUUUCAAUAAGCUGUCACAAAUGUACGCCGCGCAUAGAUCUGUGGUCCGAGUGCCAGAUCAAGAUCCCAAAUAUAAGAUUGGUGUCCUUGCAUCAAAGCAGGAUCAUUGCCUGAUUGAUUUGCUACAUCAGUGGCAGGAUGGAAAACUACCAGUAGAUAUAGCUUGUGUAAUAAGUAAUCACGAGAGGGGUCCAAACACUGGUGUGUGUCGGUUUCUAGAAAGACAUGGUAUACCGUAUCAUUAUCUUCACACGACCGAAGAGAAUAAAAGAGAAGAGGAAAUAUUGGAGUUGGUUCAAGAUACCGACUUUUUAGUCCUUGCGAGGUACAUGCAGAUAUUAUCUGGCAAUUUUUUAAAUAGCUACGGAAAAGAUGUAAUUAACAUUCAUCAUGGUCUUUUGCCAUCAUUCAAGGGUGGAAGACCUUCUAAACAGGCUUUUGAUGCAGGGGUGAAGCUUAUUGGUGCAACAACUCAUUUUGUGACCCAAGAACUUGAUGCAGGGCCUAUUAUUGAACAGAUGGUAGUUGCAAGAGUGUCCCACAGAGAUAACUUGCAGAGUUUUGUGCAGAAGUCGGAGAACCUUGAAAAACAAUGCCUUUCAAGGUCUAUCAAAUCAUACUGUGAACUGCGGGUGUUACCUUAUGAGGAUAACAAGACUGUUGUGUUUUGAGGGAAAAAGAAUAUAAAAUGUGUUGGUUCUUCAACUCUGUUUGUACAUUAUUAUUCUUUGGAAAUGUUGAUCAAUACACAUUUUUCA